CCAGAACAUUCUCUGUGGAGUUUAUUUCCCAUGCAGCUCUCAUUUGCCACCACCGCUUCCCCUCCCCCCACCAAGACACCAAGGGAGUCCUCCGCUGCCACUCGAUCACAUGCUCCGACACGUGCUGUCGCGACAAUGGAGGGGACCUUCCUCACACCCCACGCCCACACUAACGCGCCCGCCCACGGCGAAUCGCGUCGCCGCCCAUUUACACGACCUCACCCACUCAUUCUUAGCCACAAGCACGCGACCGCGUAGAUUGAUCACCACUUCGUCCAAACCGACGCCUGCUCCGUGAUGCCCGAGCAUGGGUAAUCAUGUCUUCAUCGCAGCAUCCCCUCCUGGCUGCUGCCUCGACACCAUCAUUGCCCCCAGGCUUCGUCACCGCCCAAGACAUUUUGGAUGGCAAUGUUAGGGUUCACUCGAGAGUCAACGUCGUCGGCGUCAUCACCGACUUUCGUUCGCCCGUCCCGACGAAAGGCGUUGACUGGAAAUGUCAAAUCCGAUUCUACGACUUGUCCGUCGAGGAUGAUGAGGGCUCGUCUCUAUCCCUCAACGUCUUUCGACCGGAGAAGGAGAUGCCAACCGCUAGUUGCAGCGAUGUCAUUCUUCUACUCUCAGUCAAGAUUCAACGUUAUCAAUCGGAGGCUCCCUCUCUGAUAACCCAUAAGGAGACCAGAGUUCACAUCUACUCGGCUGCAAAAAUCCCGAAGCACCCCGCCAACGCGUUGUGUGCUCUGCGACCUCCGUCGAGGCCACAGGAUCGGCCUCCUGCCCAAAAGGAAAAUGCCUAUGUCGCCUACAUGUUUCACGCAAUCAAAAAAGCCCGUGUGCCGACAGAAUCAGAAUUUGAGGUCAUGACUGUUCGAUCCCGCAACGUCAAGGAAAAGUUCAGUCUGCUUGAGGGCGUUCAAGAUGGACGCUUCUGUGAUAUCGUUGUCCAGGUUGUUAAAGAGCCAUAUGACCAAGGGGACAAGAUCACACUCUGGGUUUCUGACUACACCGAAAACAUGGCCUUCUUUCAUCACGCCUUUGAUAGCGGGAGUCUAGCGGAGGAAUCAGACAGUGAUCCUUUUGGGUACACUACAAAGCACUCAAUGGCUGCUGUUUCGAAGACUGGUUGGAAUGGGCCGUUUGGCAAGAAGAGCUUGCAAAUCACUUGCUUUGAGCCCCACGCAACCGCAAUCAGAGAUGGCCGGAUAUCUGUCGGCACUUGGGUGUCCAUUCGAAACCUGCAGGUCAAAUUUGGGCACAAUGCCUCCAACCUCGAGGGUUAUCUCAGAGAGGACCGGGAAGCGCAUGGACCCAAGCUUGGAAUAUCCCCCCUCGAUCCAAGAGACGACACAGAGAAUAUCAACCCACGCCUAAAAGACGCGCUUCGCCGUAAGCGAGACUACGAGCGAGUGAAGAAGGAUCAGCUCCGGGAUAUUUCCGAAGCUGCAAAGGCUGGCCAGAAGCGCAAAGCCGAUGUAGCUGUCAGCUCAGAACCCAAGAAGAUGCCGAAGUCCAAGGAACGCCGGAAACUACUCCGUGCCCAGGCACAAAAAGAGGAACAGAAAUUAAAUGGGUCUGUUCCUGUGGCAGAUCUGAACCCACAAGUGAGAUGCGAGAACCAAAACAAGUCGGCCAGUUUUAUCGCCGACAUAUUGGAACAUGCCACCUACGACACUACGAUUAACAAGGAACCCGUCAAACUCCAGCUCCCUUUUAUAAACACAAACUACCGCGCCAACGUACGCAUCGUCAACUUCAUGCCUUCCAGACUCGAGGACUUUGCCUUUGCAAAAAAGACUUCAGAAUUCGAUGUCCUAUCAGAUAAUGACGAGUCCGAUGGCGGUUCAGAGUCUGAACAGGACACGACAUAUUCCACAACUAAGCAUACCUGGGAGUGGCGUUUCCACCUCGAACUAGAGGACGCCGCUGUUCUGGGGAAUCAGCAGAAGAAAAGGAUGUGGGUUGCGGUGGAUAAUCAGGCCGCACAAUACCUCGUGAACCUAGAUGCCUCCAACCUACACUGUGACGCAACGAACCUUGAGGCGCUCCGUCAACGAUUGUUUUUCCUGUGGGGAGAGUUGGAGGAGCAUAAGAGUCGUGCGCAGGCCAAAAAGACCAAAUCGAUUGAGGCCGUGAGGGAGGGCAAACCACCCACCAACAGUUCUGAUGAAGAUGAGCCAAACACAGAGGCAGCGGAAAAGACACAGGUUGCGAAUCGGCCAUUUGCGUGUUGCAUCCGCCAGUACGGCGUCAAGGUACGAGAAUCAGACGCGGCCAAGGCCGACGCAGGCGAGGGCAGUCGAUGGCAGAGGAUGUUUGGGUUAUUUGGGACCCGGAUCUCGAUGAAAUAGUCUAGUCGGCUAAGACGGAAAAAAUGGAGUUUUAUGCUUUGGAAUUAGAUCAUAGGCAUGUACAUCACGGAUUUGGGAGAAACAUGCGAAGGAUCGGGUGCAAGGAAUCCUGAUAGUAUAGGGGGUGAAUUACAGAAAUCCCCUUGAGACGCCCAAACUCAGAAAGGGCUUCUGCCCACAUACCAAGACUCCGGCCGUGGCGACGCACGAACCUCCAACUACACACAAACAAAAAAGUGCUCGGAUCUAGAAA
Messenger RNA from Ilyonectria robusta, 2598 nucleotides. RefSeq lists its product as uncharacterized. Lineage: Eukaryota; Fungi; Ascomycota; Sordariomycetes; Hypocreales; Nectriaceae. Gene Ontology annotation, biological process: regulation of telomere maintenance via telomerase; telomere capping. The record is from RefSeq and is a predicted model, not a curated record. Gene Ontology annotation, cellular component: nuclear telomere cap complex; chromosome, telomeric region. Gene Ontology annotation, molecular function: G-rich strand telomeric DNA binding; telomerase inhibitor activity. Bases 318 to 2345 code for a protein of 675 amino acids. The transcript is spliced from 4 exons.